UCUUUCAGUCCAAUGUACUACCAAUUUUUUUUUGUUUUCUGUUCUUUUUUUUAGUUGUUGUCAACAUGUACUAUUAAUUCAGUGUACUAAAUUUAAAAGUAAUUAUGAAGUAAGUUGACAUUAUAAUAAAAACUUAAAUUCUUAGAAAUAUGAACCAUUUAUAGCCAGACGUACUCUGCAGUCGAUAUCUUGGUAUGCAUGCUAUUUCUCUCUUUCUCUUUCUCAACACACCUCCAUAGCUCGCUCGUCCUCAACACGCUCAGCUAUCCAUUUAUAUCUAUUCACCCCUUUUCCCCCUCGUAAUACUAUACACAGUUGAAAUUAAUCUUCAAGAAAAUGGGGUUUGUAGCUCGAUUUUUAGUUUUCAUGUCACUCUUUACCGGUUUAGUCUCCGGAUUUGCUCUGCAAAAGCUUCCUCUUAUACAGUUCGACGAAGGUUACACACAUCUAUUCGGUGACCAGAAUAUGAUUGUUAACAGAGACGGAAAAUCUGUCCGGUUAAUACUUGAUGAGAGAACCGGCUCAGGGUUUGUCUCAAAUGAUAUUUACUUACAUGGGUUCUUCAGUUCUUCUAUCAAAUUGCCAGCAGAUUACUCUGCAGGAGUUGUUAUUGCCUUCUAUCUGUCAAAUGGGGACAUAUAUGAGAAGAAUCAUGACGAGAUUGAUUUUGAGUUUCUCGGGAACAUCAGAGGCAAAGAAUGGAGGAUUCAGACCAACAUAUAUGGUAACGGAAGCACGCAUUUGGGCAGAGAAGAAAGAUACAAUCUUUGGUUCGACCCAACAGAAGAUUUUCACCAGUACAGUAUCAUGUGGUCUCACUCUCACAUCAUAUUUUAUGUAGACAAUAUUCCGAUCAGAGAGGUCAAACGUACGGCGUCAAUGGGCGGUGACUUCCCGGCGAAGCCUAUGUCUUUAUACGCAACCAUAUGGGAUGGUUCCAAAUGGGCGACCAACGGUGGCAAGUAUGGUGUAAAUUACAAAUUUGCCCCAUAUGUUGCUCAGUUCACCGAUAUGAUCCUCCACGGCUGCGCCGUUGACCCUAUCGAGAAGGUUCUGAGCUGCCAAGACGGAGCCGCAGAGGAUCUACGGCUAGCGUCGGAGAUAACAGAGUCUCAGAGGAAGAAAAUGGACAGCUUGCGGCGGAAACACAUGACUUAUUCGUAUUGUUAUGACCGUACGAGGUACAAGGUGGCUUUGCCGGAGUGUGUGGUGAACCCGGAGGAGGCUAAGCGGCUUAGGGUCUAUGAUCCGGUAACGUUCGGUGGGAUCCCUCACCGUCACCGUCAUGGGAAGCACCGUAGCAAGAGCCGCCAGUCGAUAUGAUUUGGUGGUGUGUAUUAUUUUAGCUAGAGGGGUUUUUUUUUUGGCAUUUUCUAUCUUGUAUAGGAAUAUGAAUUAUGGACUGAGCGAUGGAUUGACAGUACUGAGAUAUUUUUAUUUACCCCCACUAAAAAUUGUCGUGAAACAUAAUAAUAAAAUAUUUUGAAUAUUUUA
Molecule: messenger RNA, 1494 nt
Organism: Brassica napus (rape)
Lineage: Eukaryota; Viridiplantae; Streptophyta; Magnoliopsida; Brassicales; Brassicaceae
Product: probable xyloglucan endotransglucosylase/hydrolase protein 28
Exons: 4
Coding region: 337-1323 (328 amino acids)
Biological process (GO): cell wall biogenesis; xyloglucan metabolic process
Cellular component (GO): apoplast; cell wall
Molecular function (GO): hydrolase activity, hydrolyzing O-glycosyl compounds; xyloglucan:xyloglucosyl transferase activity
Source: RefSeq, a predicted model, not a curated record